Paramuricea clavata is the source of this 5140-nucleotide messenger RNA. The record is from the annotation of a GenBank genome assembly. NCBI's taxonomy places the organism in Eukaryota, Metazoa, Cnidaria, Anthozoa, Malacalcyonacea, Plexauridae.
UCGUAUACAUCAUUCUUAAUUAUAGCAAUUACUCAAGUGCAGACACAAUGUUGGCACACUAUUCUGGAAAUCAUAGAGGUCAAAUUUAAUCGAGAAAUCUUCUUAAUUGCAGUCUGCGAGUAGAAUUGAUUAGAGCACGGUGAUUAGAGCGACUAUAAACACAUGUGAAUCUCGCAAAUUGUACCAAUUUUUCUACCAUAUUCGUUAAUAUCAAAUACACACGCCAAGCGGUCGCCCACUGUGCGGAUUCUAAUGAAAACAAACUGCGCAAAUUCCUCAACUCUUGUUGCGCGCUGUGAAGUAUUGGAAUAAUAUACGCGCAGUUUAUGUGAAUAAUUUGCGUCGAUAUUUCCAAUGCGCAAUCUUUCAAACAUGAAUGUGAGUGUAAUAUUUUUCAUCGCGUGUUUAAUUCACUUUGAUAUUCUCUUGGGGAAUUCUUUGGAUCUCGCAAGCCAUGACGAAGAAGGGGACGUCGAUUUACCAGAAGCUCUCGGCGAUGACUUCGAUAUGUCCUACUUGAAAUGUACGAGCGAAGGAUGCGAGCUCGUCAAAGGUUCUAUAAACGAGUUAGCGAAGCCAGGUCCUUGGGAAGUGGAGAAUGAGGAAGCUCAGAGUCCCCACUCGCGCUCGAAACGGAAGAUGUUCUUGCCCGAUAAUAGAUUGCGUCUUCGUGAACAAAGUGUUGGUCGGUUUCCUUUCAACAGCGCUGUAGCGAUACGAGUGAAUGGUGAAGUAAAGUGUAGUGGAGUAGCUUUAUUACGGCCUCGGUUCUUUUUGACUGCAGCGCAUUGUGUACAACCUGAUGGAAAGCGGAAAGGUAGGUGUGAAUUAGAAGGGUAGAGUGCGGAGUGGGCAAUAAUGUUUUCAAAUGGAGUUGGGGAAGGGAGGGAGGGAGGGUGUUUAAGCCUGGUUCACAUUAGCAAUUUUGUCGGCGAUUUUGUGUUUCUGACGGAUGCAAAUGAGUGAACUCGCACACAAAAGUAUAGAGUCGCUUUUCAGAAGUAAACAAUUUUAAGUCUUUUGUAUGUCAUUCAUUCGAUCACAUUUGUCAGGAGGAGAAAUAUCGCCGACAGAAUUGCUAGAAGGCUGGUGCGAACCAGGUUUUAAUAGUGGUGUAUAAUGAUAUCAAAGGGAGGCGAGGUCAGUGGGAAGGUCAGGAAUUCAUAGGGUGGGAAUCAUAUUUUCAAGUGAGACUUAAUGGAUGAUACGAUUCGGGGAUGAGUUAUACAUUGUAGAGUUGGCGUAAUUCGGUGGAUGUCUGAAGAUGGAAUUAUGUGUUGAAGAUGAGUUGGGGAAGAAAGAUAUUCGGAAUUACUUUGAGAUUUUCGUCAACCUAGGAUUAAGCUAAGAAGCUUUUGAACAACCGUUUUGAAAGAUUGAUUGCAAAGAUAGAUUGAUUGCAAAGAUUUCAACAUUUUUAGAACAAGUGUGAAAGUCUAUCUCACAGAUUUGGCCCUCUUGGCCACUUGGCCCAUGUUUUGUUACAUCUGUUUUGUGAAAUAUGUACUGUGACUGUGUGAAUGUACUGUAUAGAUGUAUUAACUCUUCAUAGCUACUCAUUGUAAAUAUAGUACUUGUUAAUAUAGAUUAGUUAAUUUAGUGAUAGAAGAGCCAAUUCAAUUUGGAAUCGCUAAUAAAUCAUUAUUAUUAUUAUUAUUAUUAUUAUUGAACAUGACCUCUCAUGCCUAUCAACUGUUUUAUAAUGUUCUCUUCAUUUUUGACAUGAAAUUUAGAUAUUGAAGUUGGUGUUCUACACAAAUUUCGGGUGAUGCAGUGGGCUAAAGUCGAAAAUACACGUGUGCAUCCUAUCUGGAAAUCGAGAAAGGUAACGAUGGCUUCAAAACGUCUUUUGUUUACGUUUGGUAUUUUUUGUAAGGUCUACUAUUUUUGUUUUAAAGUGGGACUAACCCCAAAUACGAUUUUUGGUUUGUGUAAUAUUUGGGUCCUUCUAAGAAGAAAUGUAAUGUAUCAUUAUAGUAAAAAACCUCAUCUUUAUCUUGACUGUCAAAGUUUUCAAAUAUGAUGUCAUUAGGUGAACUUUUGGUACAAAAAACAACUGUAUCUCACCGUGCAAAAUUAACAUAAAUGACUUCUGUUCAGUAUCCAGACCAUCGAACAUGUAUCUCAGUUGAUAGACUUUGUCCCUAUUGAAUGACUGGCGAGUCUCUGCUGAAAUCGAGACUUUGUCCCUAGUAUUGAAUGACUGGCGCCCGAGUCUCUGCUGAAAUCGAGACUUUGUCCCUAGUAUUGAAUGACUGGCGAGUCUCUGCUGAAAUCGAGACUUUGUCCCUAUUGAAUGACUGGCGAGUCUCUGCUGAAAUCGAGACUUUGUCCCUAGUAUUGAAUGACUGGCGAGUCUCUGCUAAAGUCGAGACUUUGUCCCUAUUGAAUAACUGGCGAGUCUCUGCUGAAAUCGAGUUCCCUAGUAUUGAAUGACUGGCGCCCGAGUCUCUGCUAAAAUUGAGACUUUGUCCCUAUUGAAUAACUGGCGAGUCUCUGCUGAAAUCGAGUUCCCUAGUAUUGAAUGACUGGCGCCCGAGUCUCUGCUAAAAUUGAGACUUUGUCCCUAUUGAAUGACUGGCGAGUCUCUGCUAAAGUCGAGACUUUGUCCCUAGUAUUGAAUGACUGGCGAGUCUCUGCUGAAGUCGAUACUUUGUCCCUAUUGAAUGAAUGGCGAGUCUCUGCUAAAGUCGAGCCUUGUCCCUAGUAAUGAAUGACUGGCUGGCGAGUCUCUGCUAAAGUCGUUUGUGUUUACAUUUAGGCUACAAUUAAAAAGCUUCGUUUGAAGGACUACGCCGUCCUAGAAACGUCAACACCACUUCCCGCCACUCCAAUGCCGAUUGGUUAUGUCGGCGCGGGUGCGGACGGCAAGGAAAUCCUUCAAGUGAACAAAACGUACAUGUAUUUAUCCGCGUAUGAUGACGAGAAACGCCCGGAUGACUUAAACAUCCGUUUUUGUCAAAUGAAGAAAGUGAAAUAUUACAGAAUUUACAGUCGCUGUGAUACUGUCCCCAAGAGUGCAGGCGCAGGUGUUUAUGUACGCAUGCGUAAUAAGGUGACAGGGAGAGUUGACCGCAAGGUAUGCAAAUAUUGGGACGCACUUGGGGAGUGUGGAGUAAUCCAUAUAUAGUUCUGCUAGUGAUGCUCGACCAUUUCAUCGUUACAUAGACCAUUGCACUGACGUCACAAAUCCUUAGAGUGUCCUCCAGAUUCUCCCUAACAAUAUCUGUUCGGGUACAAAACCACAUACAGCGCAAAACUUAACCAUCUUAAUACAAAAUUAUUAUAGACUUUUACAAAAUUUGCUUUGUUUACAAAAGUUAUAUUAUGCAUAGAUUGCUAAUUUGUCCUCCAGAUGCAUCGUCACCGGCGCUGUGACGUCAUGCGCAAUGGGUCUAUAUGCAGUUGUCUGAUUACAAAUUCCACCCCAGUCACAUAUGAGAAGACUGUUUCCGUUUUAGCUUUGCCAAAGAGCGCUGGUUUUCCCCAGGUACUCCAAUUUACUAUGCUGUAAAGGCCCAUUUCCACUCAAGAAAAAUUUCCUCGGACAGAAUUUACUCCGAAAAUAUCUUUGUUAAAAGUUGAAAAUUUUCAACUUCAAAUUUUUGUUUCGAAUGAAAAUUUGUGUCGGCCAAUCACAUUUUACAAAAUUUUCUUACUGCAGAAAAUUUUCCCCAGUGGAAAUGAGCCUUAUAAACACUGGACCAAAGGAAUGGUCCUUACUGGACCUCAAGGUAUAAACAGUUUUGAACUGAUUAAGCUAUCCUGUAUAAUAUAUACUGGAACUCAAGUGAGAACAGUUUUGAACUGAUUAAGCUAUCCUGUAUAAUAUAUACUGGAACUCAAGUGAGAACAGUUUUGAACUGAUUAAGCUAUCCUGUAUAAUAUAUGAAGUUGGUUUAAUUUCGGUUCCCUACAACCACAUUCGACCAAAAAGGAUAACCUUCGCUGCACUGGUUUCCUCCCGUUGUAACAUUGGACCAGUAAGGGAUGCCAUUCUGGGGAGAACAGUUUGAAAAUGAUAAAACCAUGCAGUUACAAGUGAAAUAUGCGUACGAUGUUGGCCUCUUCGUGUUCAAACAGAAGUACUUAUUAUUCUCUCUUUCCCUUUAGGUUAUUGCCAUAGAAACAGGAGAUUAUGGCGUCAAAGUGAGUCAAGAAUAUUCUGUGGCAUUACGUAUUAAUUCACGAAUGUUUCCUCAUAUUUGCUUAUUUGCCACUGGCUCUUUCAACGGAUGCAACCAACAAAGUUGAACGGUGCAUAUUUACACAUUAUGUUUUGCCUUGAUGUUACAAGUUAUAUAGAGUUUUAAAAUUAAUAUAUCUAGGAGUGUUUUACUAAGCACUAUAUCGUGCAACAGAUGAUGGUCAACCUGCAGUUAUCAGAGUGAGAAAUUAAUGUCAAUAAUGUUAAUUCCCUAAUUACAUAUUGCUGGGUUGCAAUCAAUCUGUUGAGAUUUAUACAACACGCUUCAAAUACAAUUGGGUCAGCACAUGUUUCCAUCUACCAAACUGACCUGACGUUAUUUUCAAAAGAUAGAAGAGGUGUUAAAUGGCUAUGUAACAAACCCGACCCUACUCUAACCCAUAACCGCAACCCUAACCCUAACCCUAACCCUAACCCUAACCCUAACCCUAACCAAAUUAAUAAAAAAGUCCAAAAAGAAUCAACUUUAGAAAUUGAUCAAAUGUCGUAACGUCAGGUUGGUAGAUGAAACAAGUGAAAACCAUUAUUUUGUUAGCCUUUCUCCAACAUGGCCGACAUGACGUGAAGUUCAGAUUGAAGUUGAUUGGUUUACUUUAAUUUUCAUGCUCCUUUAAUUUUCUUGACUAUCAUCUGCUGCCCUGUAUAGCGCUGGUGAAUUUUGUGUGGUGGGAAAGUGCAAUAAACGUCGACAUGUGUAACAAUGUAUAUUUUCUGUUAGGUUUUUUUAAAAUAAAUUUUCAAUCCAAAUAUAUCCAGUCAUACGUUACUUUGAACAAAGUUCAAAGCUAGGAAUCAUUCAAAUUGUUGCCAUCCAACCGCUUGAGAAUUGAAAAACAAUAAAAUGCGUCCAUGUUGAUAUCAAAUUCAAUGAAAGAUAGAAAUUAAGAUUCUUUUGUUUUAAUGCCACCAAUGAACGAUUUUGAAUGGAGCGGU